AUGAUCCCGCGCUUCCGUAUACUAUUCUAUAUGAAGCACUCGGAUUUCCAGGAUUCGCAGCAGCCCAUCUACCACCGCGAAUUCGACCCCAACCGAUUUUCUCCUCCGGUGCUGGAUGAUAAUAAUACGUGCCGACCGAGACAGAGUUUCCCCGACAGCACCCCCGCUCCACAUGCAAAUUUUGGCUACCAAAAUGGGCAGCCCCACCAGGCGGCGCAGCCACUCCUCAUCCAGCAGCCACCGCAACCGCCUCCCAUCGGCACUCAAAACUGGGACGGGUCCAAGAAUAACAAUUGGCAGCCAAUAAAGCAAAAUGAGCACCACCAGCAACCUCAGCCUCACUCGUGGGGCGGUGAGCCGAGGCGCCCUGGCGCGUGGCCGAUGCGGAAGGAGAGCUGGCACGGAAAUCCGGUGCACCGGCAGCAGUCUGUGGCCGCCAAUAUGCCGCUGACGGUCAAUACGACGCCCCAAAUUACCGUCGGGCCGGCUUCACUUCCGACCCCGCCGAUGCGCGAUGGCACCGGCACCCAGUUCAUCCUCCCCCCGCAGCCAUAUCAGCCGACACGCACCAUGUUCGGCCAACAGCAAGAGCCGACACCGAUGGACCAUCUACCGUACUCCAACAAUGCACAGCACUCGUUUCCGCCGGACCCUCCGCCCCAGCGAAAAUUUUCCACAAUACAACAUAUGGACGUAGAUCCGGUGCCGCUGGUGUCUGACCAAGCCUCCCCUCACCUGAUGCACAGCCAAGACGGAGUGCCAUUCAGAAAGACCAGCCGAAGCAGUACGACCAUGCAAAAGGAAAGCCUCAAAUCGCCGUCGAAGAAGGAAAAGGCCGAGAUUGUGACGCGGAAAGCCUCGCUGAUGGCCACGAAAAGGUUGGUGCGAUGGGGAUCA
Mesorhabditis spiculigera is the source of this 897-nucleotide messenger RNA. Lineage: Eukaryota; Metazoa; Nematoda; Chromadorea; Rhabditida; Rhabditidae. The record is from the annotation of a GenBank genome assembly.